Messenger RNA from Selaginella moellendorffii, 1339 nucleotides. RefSeq lists its product as uncharacterized. Bases 1 to 1323 code for a protein of 440 amino acids. The record is from RefSeq and is a predicted model, not a curated record. The transcript is spliced from 9 exons. Gene Ontology annotation, molecular function: tubulin binding. NCBI's taxonomy places the organism in Eukaryota, Viridiplantae, Streptophyta, Lycopodiopsida, Selaginellales, Selaginellaceae. Gene Ontology annotation, cellular component: cilium; intraciliary transport particle B; centrosome. Gene Ontology annotation, biological process: cilium assembly; intraciliary transport.
AUGCGUGCCUUGGGUCUAGAGUCAUUGUCAGUGAACAAAUCUCAGCCAUGUGCAAAGACGUGCUGGCCAAGUGCUAUGGCCGAAGGCAAGAAACGAAUGAAAUUGGUGGGAAGAGUGGAGGUUCCCCAAGACGCGUUCAUGGCAGUGUUACUGGUUGAAAGAGAGAUCCAGCACUGCCAUGGACGUAAUCUCUCCCAGAGUCCAUGGAAUGCUCCAGACAGCCGGUUGUGUGACAAGUUGAGCUCCCGCCAGCUUUCCCAAGCUUGCGGGAAUCUCACCAGUGAGCUGGUUCGCCGACAAGUCGAGAAAGCUUGUGGUGUAAUUGUGAGAGGUACAAAGAACAAGCCAAAAGAGUCCCCAGCAGCUGCGGCAGCUACUUGUCCGCGUUUUGAGCUACAUCAGUCCCAGCCAGGAUAUCAUUUCGUCAAGAUUGUGGUGUUUAAGAAGCACGUAUACUUGUCACAAUUUCUAAACGAAGUGGAGAUUCCUGGAGAGCUUCUCUUGGACGAGGACUGCAACAUCUUGCAAGCGCAGUGCGGAGCUCUGAGGGACCAUUUCAAAGCCAACUAUUGCCGGCUGCAAAGCCUCCAGGAGGCGCAGACGGAGAAAGACGUGGUCUCUUUGCGAGAAAACGUCCACAAACUAGAAGCCGAGAAAGAACACCUGUCUACAAAAGUCUCCAAACUGCGAGCCAAGCUCCAACAUGUAGCAAAGCUCGAUCAAAUCCUUGCAUUGGUUGAGCAACACAGGGUCGAAAAGCUGGAUGAGACGAACUUGGCGAACAAUGUAAAGGAACAAAAGCGAGCUUUAGCUGCCGAGUCAGGGAAGCACGGGAAAGCACUGCUGAAGCUCGAGUACAUGCAGGCCCUAGUGAACACACCACCUCCGCUCAUGAGCGAAAGAAUUGCUCAGGAAAUAUCAAUGCUACGCUAUCUCGCCGACACAAAACUUCCAAAGGAGCUGGCAGACAAACAGCGACACAAAGACGCUCUUGACAAAGUUUUGAAUGAUCCUAACUACAGCGAUGACAAAAUCUCGCGAAUUCAGGCAAAGCUUGUAUCAGCAAACAACGAGCUCAAGUCUCUGAGGAAACGAAGCUGCCUGGAGAAGAGAAACGAGCUCUCCCCCGACGGCGACUCUGUGCAGUGGCAGCAGAGUGCUUUGGUCGCCGAGAGGCUCAAAGUAGCGUUUGACAAGGUCACGGCUCUCACAGCAAGAAAAGAGCAACUCAUAGUCGACUUCUCCCAAAAGACCAACUUUAUCAACGAGGCAAAUAUCUUUCUCUAUUUGUUUACAAUUUCGAUUUUCUUUUUACCAACUUAGUUUCAUCUGUUUCAGG